Messenger RNA from Hyposmocoma kahamanoa, 4073 nucleotides. RefSeq names its product neuroendocrine protein 7B2 (gene 7B2). The record is from RefSeq and is a predicted model, not a curated record. Gene Ontology annotation, biological process: neuropeptide signaling pathway; regulation of hormone secretion. The coding region runs from base 425 to 1228 and encodes 267 amino acids. Gene Ontology annotation, cellular component: secretory granule. Gene Ontology annotation, molecular function: enzyme regulator activity. NCBI's taxonomy places the organism in Eukaryota, Metazoa, Arthropoda, Insecta, Lepidoptera, Cosmopterigidae. The transcript is spliced from 6 exons.
ACCUGGGUAGACGAUAAAUCAUUUCAUUAGUGUCCCGUUUAAUAUUCUUUGUCAUUAAAUUCAGUGAUAAUGUCAGUGCUUCGUUUUGCAAUCAUAGCAAAUUAACUUUGCGAUUGUAAUGAAAAGAUUUCCAUUCAGAUUUUGUUUUGAAACCCUGCAUUAUGGAGCGUUAUCACUAUCAUUGUAGAAAUAUUCUCUUGCUUUGUUUUCGAGUAUUGUACACAAUAGUGUAUCCACUCAGAAAUUACGUUCCUAAUCCUUUCACAGUAUAUACAUUAGCCUUUGCAGCAGUGUUGGGCGUACAAUUUUAUAUUAUACUUAAUUGGGACAAAAUUAGAGGGUCCCUUUCAUACGAAGAUACACUUCGAUUACUUAUUUAAUUUCUCGUAUUGCGAAUAGUAACUUUUUUUGGAAGUUUUGUGUCAUGUCCGUCCCCUUAAAACUAAAUGUUACACCCCGUCAACCUUUCUCCGUCUUGUCUGAAGCAGUAAGCCGACUCAACAGAUUCGGAAUGGGCCCCCCAGAAGCGCUAGUAUUGGCGGCAAGCAUCGUCGGAACGAUGGCAUAUAUCCCCCAUGGUUCUAUUGGGGAGGAGCCCAUGCUAACAGGGGCUUUGCUACGUGAAGUGGUGGAGCGCAUGAGUCGGGAGUUUAAUGGUCCUUCUUCUUACCUGGACUUUCCAACUGGCGACCGCAUGGCUCUGAUGGCACGUGCCAACAAGGACCUAGAGAACGAACAACUGGACUAUGACUCCUUGCUCGAUGGGAAUCCCAACCCGAGUCUGAGAGAUCAGGAAUAUUUGCAGCACAGCUCACUGUGGGGUCAUCAGUACGUAACCGGAGGUGCUGGAGAAGGGCAGCAGCGUCUACUGCCUUCUGGUAUGGUCCCUAAUAAGCAGAUGGUCAAGACGGACGCAGUACUACCGGCCUACUGUAAUCCUCCAAAUCCUUGCCCUGUUGGCUAUACUGAAGAUCAAGGCUGCAUCAGCGAAUUCGAGAACACAGCCGCAUUCAGCCGCGAAUACCAGCUGGCUCAGCGUUGCAUGUGUGAUGGAGAACACAUGUUUAGCUGCCCCCCUGACUCCGGCUCUGAUCUCGACCUGCACUUUCCUGAGCACCAUAAGAACCUGGUGGCUAAAAAGUACAAGCCUGAUGUUGAAAACCCCUACUUAAUGGGUGAGCGAUUACCAAUUGCCGCCAAAAAGGGAUUUGAAGUAAUCUCCUACUAGAAGGAUCUUAUUGUAAGAACAACUUCACUAUGUAUAACACUAUCAAUGUAAAAUUACUUAGAAUAGAUACAGUACCAAAUUCUGUUAUAACCUCCUUAAGGUCUUAGUAAUCAACAAAAGGGAAUGUAUCCAGUCAAGUUGAGCUUCCGACUUCUACAUUUUUUGAUUCAGUACUUACGGUAUGUAACUUGAUUAUCAUUGUUAUAAAUUGGUCGUUUUUUCUUGUCUAAGACUAUUAGUUCAACAAAGUGGUCAACAUCAAUGGGAUAGGGGUGGGAAUUUUCAUCAAGCUACAACGGUGACCACAACUAAGAUCAUAAGAAAAAACUGCCAAUUCGUAGGAAAAGAAUUAGAAGUAAGGGUCCAGACACAUCAUAGAGACGCAACGCUGCAAUCUCGAACCCGUGGAUGUUAGAUAUCCGCGUACAGUCAAGUUAUGCCCUAACACCUGCACCGUAGACCACCUUUACGCUCCUGAAACUGCAAUAGGUGUGGCUGAAUACUUGACUGAAAAAAAAAUCGUUACCCAUUGCAAUGUCGCGUCUCCCUGAUAUGUCUGCAGCCUAAGAGCUGAAAUGUAAGAAUUUAUGAAAAUGGUAUCGAACGGUUGGUUUUUGACAAUGUUAUAAGCUUUACUUGAGCAAAGAUGUCUAGAUAUGCAAAUGUACUUAUUAGAUAAUUCAAUAAUUUUCUGAAAAAAUAUAAUGUUACUGAUCACUUGUAAUACUGUCACCAGUCAGGAUCUUUCAAUCGUCAAAUUACCUCGGCAGUAAAAUGCUUUAAGCAACGCCGUAGGUAUAGUUGUUUUUGUACCUUUAUCAUUAUCAUGAAUAGUCCUAAAGGUAGACCCUACAGCUUUCAUACCUAGAUAGAUAAAGACAGAAAGUACAAUAGCAGCUAUGACUCCGCGUUCUCAUGAAACUACACAAUAAUUAUACAAACUCCUUAAUAUUGCAAAUCUAACGUUAAGUAAUGGAACGUCCAAUUUUCAAUAAAGAUAUUCGACUGUUUGUUUAUAUCAUAGGUUAUUCAUACCGUGCAACAUGACUAACACCGAACAAUGGUCAAUGUUUACUACAUUCGACUUGGUAUAGAGCUCAUGCAGUGCUGUUACUUGGGAUACAGAGACUGUCGUGUCACAGUCGCAUGGUUGUUGCAAGGUGUGGAUAGAACACAAUGAUUUAUUUAAAAAACAAUCAAAUUUCUUAUUUGAAAAUUGAACUUUACUUACGCGCUCUAUAAACUUAAAAUAUAGUUUACAAGAAUAGAGUAUAUUCUAAGUAUAUAAGUCAGACGAUACUUAGAUUUGCAAUAUUGUCGUAUUCUUCACUAUUGUAUCAUGUACUCCUCGCCGUACCCGGCGAUAAGCACUCUUACAUUUACUGUGUAGUUGAUUUUACGUCUGAAAAUGUACUUAAACUAGCAGUAAUUUCAAAGGAAAAUUCAGUGUUCUCACGUAUAUCCUAAAUAUCACUUAAUAACAUCAAUAUUGACGACAUCGUCCCUUAACACCAGAUGAGAACAUACUAUUGUUGUGAUCCAAGGCAAACAUUUUAAUUCAUUAAUCAAUCUUUCAUUAUUUUCUUGUUGUGCAUGUAUGAAACGUAGAAAUUUAUGAAUCCAUUAGACAAGUCAAUUAAGCCUCUUCAAUUAGGACAGUGGUUCUGUUGCAAGAUCGAUUACUAAAUUUCAAAUUUGUUUCCACGCGUUUAUUCAUACUUAUGUUUAUUUAAAUAUAUUCAAAUUGACACUUUUUUAAACAAAAUCGGUAUCUAUCAUAAUAUUACAUAUAAAGAUUGACAUUUUAAUGAAUCACACUAAAAAAUUCGGUAUAAGAUGAACUUAGAUGUCAUCAAACAGCUUUAAUAUUUUUUAUUUUGACAAAUUUACUUUAGUAUCCAUACGAGUCUAGUUGGCACCCGGCGGUAUUGCGUGGAUAAAAAAUCAUUGUUCUUCGAAAUUUAAAAACAUAUAUUGCUUUGAUCGCAUCAACUAUAUUUUUCUGCUUCUCUAGUUUUCUCUCAAGACACAAAGGGAUCGUAUACCACGCUCUUAUAUUACAAAUCAUUAACAUUGAUGCAACUCAUUUUCAUUAUGAAUUUCGCACCUGGUGACAUUUUAAUGAAUUGUGGGAAAAAAAUUCGGUGUCAGAUAAACGUAGUAGGUCUCAUCGGAACUUCAUUUUUUUUAAAGUUCGAAAACGAAUUUUUUAUUUAUCAUGCAAUACUCGUUUGGCACACGGUGGUACUGUGUAGAUAAAUAAAACGUUGUUUUUCGAAUUUUAAAAUAAAUAUUGCUUCGGUGGCACCUGCCAUAUUUUUCUGCUACCCAAGUUUUUUCUUGAGACUCAUAAAGGGGUCAUCUAUGUGUCUUACGCUAUAACAUAAGAAAUCAUUAUCAUAGAUGCAUCUUAUUUUAAUUAUAAAUUUCACACCAGGUAUCAUUUUAAUGGAUCGUACGAAAAAAGUUCGGUGUCAGAUAAACGUAGUAGGUCUCAUAGGAGUUUUAUUUUUUUAAAGUUCGAAAACGAAUUUUUUAUUUAUCAUGCAAUAUUCGUUUGGCACACGGUGGUAUUGUGUGGAUAAGUAAGACAUUACUUUUCGAAAUUUAAAAAAAUACUGCUUCGGUGGCACCUACCAUAUUUUUCCGCUACUCAAUUUUUUUCAUAGGACGCAUAAAGAGGUUAUCUUUAUAUACAUAUGUAUAAUUUAGAAACGACAUGUCAUAACAAAACAACAACGUUGAAACAUCUUAUUGUCAUUGUUUAUUUACAUACUGGCUAUCCUACAAAACAGUCUAACAGAUAAAAAUAGUAAAUGCUACCAAAGUUUUAAAUUUUUUAAAU